GUUUGACAUACUUCAAUUUUAACACAAUUGGUAGUGUCACUAUUGUUACAGUAUGAUAAUAGUUACUAAUAAGUGUAAUCUUGUGAUAUACAUGUAUUUCAUUGUAUAUUGUUCUAAUUAAAUCAUUAUUGUUAAAAUGACAAAUGAACCAUACAUCUCUUGUAAAAGAUAUAUUAUGAUUUAUUCAUUUUCAAAUCGCCUUCGUUGAAGACAGGAAGGUAUAUACCGACACAAUGGAUGUUAAUACAACUGAGUUUAGUCUCGCAGAGAUAAGCGACCCUAAGAACGUACUAAAUGAUGACGGGUACAAAACUGCGCUAAGCCGGAAGUUCCAGCUGCGCCUCAACCUUGCGUGGCUCUGCCUGAUCUGGGUGUUCACGUUCACGGCGUACUCGGGCCUGCAAAACCUCGAGGCCAGUCUGGUCCCUGGUUUCGGCGUGUACUCCCUGGCGGCAAUAACCGGCGGCGGACUGGUCUCCUGCAUCCUGGCACCCGCCAUCAUCGCCAAGAUCAACGCGAAGGGCGCGUUAAUCUUCUCGUGGAUUUGCCUCUCGAUUUUCGUUGCAUGUAACUAUUAUCCACUGGAAUACGUUCUCUUGCCGGGGGCCGCCAUUGAAGGCCUCUCUACUGGGCUCAUGUGGACGGCGCAGGGGGCGUUUCUGACCACCAUAGCUGUCGAAUACAGCGACAUCAUUAAAGAACCGUUAGAGGCAGUGCUCAGCCGCUUCUUUGGUAUAUUUUGUAUGGCAUUUCAAAGUACACAAAUUUGGGGUAACGUUAUAUCAUCGGCCGUGUUGCACGAAGCGCCAUUACCGGACGCCGGAAAUGCGUCUUCAAUCCCCUCGUUUUGCGGGGCGGACGACUGUCCGUGGGAUAAGUUAUUUGGUGGUUCAGGUAACAGCACGAUGCCUUUGCCAGCACAAUGGAGAAUAUACACGCUUAUCAGUAUAUAUUUAGGCUUUACAAUUAUCGGUCUUAUCAUCACCGUGUUUCUGUUGAAACCCAUCAAAUCUGAAGGGGCGGAGGUGUCCGUCCGGGUGCAGCUGCAGGCCACACUCCGCCUACUGUUUACAGACCGCAAAAUGGCGCUGCUCGUUCCAAUGAGCAUUUGGACCGGCAUGGAGCAGUCGAUCCUCUUCGUCGAGUUCACACGAUCUUACGUGGCAUGCGUGAAGGGUCUAGGCUACGUGGGGCUCACGAUGAUCUGCUUCGGCGUGGUGAACACGAUCGGCUCGCCGCUUUCCGGGCUCUUGGGCAAGUACAUGGGCCGCAUCCCGCUCUGCUGGCUCGCCACUCUGCUCAACCUCGCCGUGCUGGCCCUUAUGCGCUUCUGGACGCCAACUCCAUCAGAAACAUACGUGUUCUUUUUAAUACCGGGAGUCUGGGGGCUGGCGGAUGCAAUCUGGCAAACGCAGAGCGGAGCGAUGAUAGGCGCGAUCUUUUCGACCAAUCAGGAGCCCGCAUAUGCGAAUCUGCGGCUGUUCCAGGCAGCGGGCUUCACCAUGGCGUACCUAUACAGCAAUUCGCUCUGCGAGUACAUCAAGCUCUAUAUCGCGGCUGCUGUCGUCGUCGUCGGCAUCAUUUUACAGACAGUCGUGGAAAUCAUUGUGCGCCGCUCGGAAACACGAGUGGUUGAAAUGGAUAUCAAAUAUUAGCGACUAUAUCAACACCGCAACAUGACUUUAUUGCAAGAUAUUCAAAUUGCUUUAAGUGUAUUUUUUAGACAUCGAUUUAAUAGUAUUGAAUCAAACAUCGUGAUUUUGAUAGAAUUUUUUUACCUCGAUUGCUUAGUUGUCAAUGACACAUGGUUGUACAAAUAUUUGAUUGAUUUUGUUGAGAAAAUAUGUGAUAAUUCAAUGGUUCGGUAUCGAUCUCAGAUUGUUACCACCAUGAUAUAUUAUAACUCAUCUCAAUAAUGUUAAAUGGUGCAAGUUGUUUUUUGUUUGUACUCCUUGCUCGUAUAAUUAUUAUUGACAUACAAAAUAAAGGACUGUUUUAAAACUUU
Dreissena polymorpha is the source of this 2005-nucleotide messenger RNA. Its product is annotated as UNC93-like protein. Lineage: Eukaryota; Metazoa; Mollusca; Bivalvia; Myida; Dreissenidae. The coding region runs from base 234 to 1655 and encodes 473 amino acids. The record is from RefSeq and is a predicted model, not a curated record. The transcript has 3 exons.